AUGCUCGGCACCGAGCAUAGGUUUUCAGCGGUUAUACUUCAAUCAUUUGUUAAUCUUCUUCCUCACACCGGCCAUAUGUAUUGUCUAAAUCACUUACUUGACAACUAUAAGAAGCAGUUCAAGGGAAAAUUAUACACUGACCUAUUAUGCCAAGCUACAUAUGCAACAACUGAAAAUGGUUUUGAGACUGCUAUGAAGAAAUUCAUUAGUGAAUCUUUCAAUUCACGCAUUGUACAAACAAGGGAAUUGCCUAUAAUUUCAGUGAUUGAUUGGAUUCAAAAGAAGUUAAUGAAACAUUUGUAUGAUAGAAAGACUAAGAUGGAGCAAUACAUUGGUCCAAUUACACCAAAAAUCCAAGAAAGGCUUGAAAAACUAAAAACAAUGUCAAAAAAUUGUGUUGUCAGUCCUUCUUCAUACAAUGUUGUUGAAGUUUCAUGUCGUGGGAAGUCAUUCUCUACUGAUAUUGAAAAAAAAUGUUGUAGCUGUAGAGUUUGGGGGUUAACAGGAAUACCUUGCAUCGAUGGUAUUGCAACAAUUAUAUAUUGGAGAAGGGUGCCUGAAGACUUUGUUGAUAUUUGCUUCUCAAAAGAAACAUAUAUGAAGGUAUAUUCAACUCCUAUUAAACCAUUUCCUGACCUUAAUGAUUAUCUGGCCAAGAGUGAAUUAAAUGUUGUUGCACCUGUUAUAAAAAAACAACCUGGUAGACCUAAGAUUUUGAGGCGAAGGCAAGCUGAUGAGCCUCGAAACCCAUACAAGAAUACAAGAAUAAACAAACCGACACUUCAAAAAUCCUGA
Gastrolobium bilobum is the source of this 795-nucleotide messenger RNA. RefSeq lists its product as uncharacterized. The record is from RefSeq and is a predicted model, not a curated record. The transcript has 2 exons. Gene Ontology annotation, molecular function: zinc ion binding. The coding region runs from base 1 to 795 and encodes 264 amino acids. NCBI's taxonomy places the organism in Eukaryota, Viridiplantae, Streptophyta, Magnoliopsida, Fabales, Fabaceae.